AUGGGCGUCUUGAGUCGCGGCGACUCCUUGUCCCAGAAAUUCCGAUCCGACUUGGCUCGCCGAGAACGUCUGGAGACGGAACUCGAUGAGCUCCUUCGCAGAAAUCGAACUACCAUACCGCAGUUGCUCUUUUCAGCUUCGCUCAGGUGUCGAGACAUGGUGAUAUCUUGCGAGCUGGGCGGAGAGUCGAGAGUGCUGGACUCGGAGCAGUGCUGCUCGGAGAUCUUCUUGUCUCGACCGUUGACCUCGAUGGGCCCCUGCAUCUCGACCCACGGAUACACCCGCUAUCAGAACUACCCCGGAGCUUCCAUGGGACUCAGCGUCAUGCUGAAGGUCUUCAAAUCCACGUGGCUGGACAGAAGCGUCCUUUCGGAUGUGGCCCAAGCAGAUGGAUAUAAGGUCAUCCUGACCGCUAGCUACGAAUCCCCGUCUCUUGCUGCCAAAAUGAGGGCCCAUUCCGUCAACCCGGGAAGGAAGACUCUUCUCGGCCUUCAAGCCGUCAGGGUGGAACACUCCGGAAGAAACGUCUACCCGGUGAGGUCGAACGCGUGCGGCGACGUGAACGUGACGACAGCCCCCUCCCGACCCGUCCACGACCUGAUGAACACCUUCCCCCAUUCCUGGAACUGCGUGGAGAGGAUCCUCCGGGACGCGGCCGUCACCUCGACGUGCAGCUGCAAUCCCGCCGAUACCCUAUCUUCUGCAGAGCUGGAGAAUACGAGCCUGCUCGUGUGCAGUCCCGAGAAUUACAUGCGGUGCAUAGGACAGGAAAAGGCGCUGGACAAGUAUACGGAAAUUGUCUUUUCCAGAGCAGAGAAAGAAUGCAAACCUCUGUGCACAGAGACCUCUUACGAAGCGCUGGUCACCUACGACCACCUGAAUCCAGCUUACGUGGAGAGUGUGACUAACCAGUUUGGAUACGACCUCAAGCAAAGUGAGGAGGUCGUGAUGGUUGGGGUCCAUUACAACAUGCUGUCAGAGCGCGUCAUCACGUAUACGGCGUUCUCCGUCAUCGACCUCAUCAGCAGCACGGGGGGCAUCCUCGGUCUCAUCAUUGGAGGCAGCGUCCUCACCGUCAUCCAAUUCAUCGCGUUCCUCCUUUGGCUCGCCCAGCGGCUGGCACGAUGGGGAAGCGAGCGGAUACAGGCGUCAAAACGUCUCAAGGUGACGGUGGUGGGUGCGACAGAGUCGCCGAGUGCAUCCGCGUCGGAAGCAUCUGGGUCGCCGAGUUCAUGGAGGACCUUGUUUCUUCUCGAAGCGAAGGCGGGAGACAAGGGAUUCGCCAUGCGCGACUCUCUCUUCAUCUAA
Molecule: messenger RNA, 1308 nt
Organism: Darwinula stevensoni
Lineage: Eukaryota; Metazoa; Arthropoda; Ostracoda; Podocopida; Darwinulidae
Source: the annotation of a GenBank genome assembly